GCAAGUCCCGCAAGUGGUUAGAGCCUUACUCCGCUCCAAAAAAUUAAUGUAAAUAAAUUUUAGCUCUGAUAGAGUAUGGAGAAUUUUAAGUUUGAAGAUUAUCGUCAUCCAUGGGAAACUGGAGAUCAUUGGGAGUUGAAGCGAGAAUUUAUGGAAAGAUAUAAAGAUACUUAUCCUAUUGAAAGAUUGUUGUGUUUAGCACAAGCUUACUCAAACAUAGAGUUGCUGCAUUGCAGUUAUCCUGUAGAUGUCAUGAAAGAAGUCCAUGAACUUUCAAAACCUUUAAAAGCUUGCAAAAUAUUUCGUGGAAGAGGUGGCAUAGCUUCCUCACAUUCAAAUGAUGCUACAACUCCUACAAACAGAGGAAAAAGGAAAGUGCUUGAUGAAAAUGCUGGUAAAAAGACGAAAUUCAUUAAUUUUUGUGCAGCCUCUGAUGUUUCAGAAAUGGAUCCCAACAGUAUGUGUAGAGAUAAGAAAGCAUCUGAACAAGAUCUAAGCCUAUCUUCAGGAGCAGAAGCUGCUUCGAUUAAAAAAGAGCGGCAUGAAGAUCCAGUUGCUCUAAAUAAAGUAGUUUGUCAGCAUGCCAGUGAUGCCGAAUGUUUAGAAAUAAUUUUAUAUAGAUUACAACAAUUUGCUAUGGAAAUCAGAAGAGAGAAGCGUUGGAACCAAAAUGUCCCAUCGUUAAUACACAAUGCUUCUAGUAAAACUAAAAUAAAAUUGAGAUAUGAUGCUUCGGAAGAUAGGAAAGUAUCUUAUAUACCUAAACCUCGUGUCCAUGUAAGCGACAAUAAGAAGAAAAAGAAGAAGACAAAUUUUUUUAAAGUAGUAUCAGAAAAAUAUAUUAUUAAACUUUAUAUUGGUGGUAUUUUUAUCACAAGUGCUGAGGAUCCUAUUAAGAAGACGGCUAAGUUAAUGGCUAAUGAAAAAGCAUUGGAGAUUUUACUUGAUUCUUCAAAUUUAUAUGCAAGACUUAUGGAAGCUGUUAAAAAUGCCUGUGAAUCAAGUUCAGUUUCUAGCAUUUGUGAAGAGAUGUUUGGUACACCUGCUAAGCCUUCUACAGGAUUAAUGGAGUUCAACGAAGAGACUGAAAGCAUUGCCUCUGUUAGCAACCUUAACAGUGAUGUUAAACAGGCGUCAGAUAUGGAAAUAAAUACUGAUCAUGAGCUGGACAUAGACAAAACCAAAUUACAGUUAAUGAAUGAAUUUGGACGUGAGUUGAUGCUAAAAUUUACAGAAGAAAUCUCAUAUUCACAAGGAAUGGAGGAACAUGUUGCAAUUACCACUGCUGCUCGAAUGAUGAAUAUUAAUGUUGAUAUUUAUGAAGAGAUUGAGGAUCAGUCAUCUCCUGAAGAAUUUUUUGUGUGCACUUUGUUUGUGAAAUCCAUUAUUGUAGGAAUUGGGAAAGGAAAAUCUAAGAAGGAAGCUAUGAGAAUGGCUGCUUCAUAUUCAAUUACCCAUUUAUUGAAUCCAAAAAUUUGGCUUCAUGAUAUGCAUGGUGGCAAUGUCUCAUCAAACGACGCACUAGAUUUAUACGAUUCAAGUGCAUCUGCAGGUGAUAUAUGCAACGUUUCUUUAGAUUCAAAUGACAUAGGCGCUAGUACUUGUCAAGAUACAUAUGGGAAAAUUAUAUCUGACGACAAGAAAUAUAUUUUAUUAAGUUCUGACAACCCUAAGGAAAAUCCUUAUCAGUGCAUAAAAAGAUUAUCGGCAACAUUAGGGACUUGUUCUAUAACUUUGGAUGAUGUUAAAAGUAUUUUUGCUUGGAUCAAAAAUAUGCCACAACAUAUUAACUGUCCUACUAUGACUGUUUUGACAGUUUCCUCUGAGAAGGCAAAGAUAAGUCAGUAUAUUUCUUACGAUUUUUCUGCCAACGAAGACACAACAGUGACCUCAAAACAGCAUUUGUGCGAAAUAUUUUUUAAAAAUAUUUUAAUUUCAUCUGGUUGUGGUCGCUCAAAGGUUAAAGCUAAAUUUAGUGCUACAGAUGCAGCUGUGGAAAAAUUAAAGAACAUGAAAAAUUUCAUUUUUAGUGUAUAUGAUGAAAGUAGAUCAUCAGCAAUUGCAUCAUCUGAGAGCUCGAAUGCUCCUGCUAUAACAUCUCCAUUUAUAAUAAACAAAAGCUUACUUGAUUCAACGCUUCAGAAACGGUUUGUUAUUAUGGAUAAUAGUGAACUUGUCGGUGAAUGUCAGAGAACUGCAACACAAAUACUUAAUCACUCAUCAGUAUUAUGUCAGAAACCCAUUGUGUAUCAAAAUGAAUCUGUAGUAUCAAAUGAUGGAUCAUUUAGGCACAGAUUUGAUGUGUUUUUCGAUGGUAAAUGUAUUGGAACUGGCAUGGGUGUUCAUAAAAACGAAGCAAAAAAAAAUGCUGCAGCUAAUGCACUCUCAAGUCUGAAAAAAGUUGUCUACACUAUUAAGAUUAGAGAUGUUCAGAAUAAGAACGAUGUUGUUAUAAAUAGACACCAGUUGAUAAAUGCAGAAUAUGGCUCUGGAGCCCUUACAGAAGACACGAAUAUCGGCUGCAAAAUGCUUAAAAGCAUGGGUUGGACUGGUGGAGGAAUUGGAAAAACAUCUGGAAUCGUGGAGCCAAUAUGGGCAGAUAAAACAAGUUUUCGUGGUCAAGGAUUUGGAUUUGAGAGCUCUGGUAACAGUGUGAGUCUGCGUGAUUUGAGGAAAAAAAUCCAAGUCCUGCUGCAAGAGUUCAAAAUAUCAAAGUCAUUUAAUGACCUCAUUUUUGCUAAAGACUUUACAAAAGAAGAAAGGAAAGAAAUACAUUGCCAUGCUUCCAGACUAAGUUUAAAUAGCACCAGUUAUGGUAUUGAAAAUCAUAGACAACUAUUUGUUCGAAACAAGUUUACAGCAUUGGAGUUACUGGAUUAUCUAGUUAAAAAUGGAGGCUCCACGAACAAAUACUAUUUGGUAGAUCAAUCCAAAGAGGAGUGAUUUUUUAAGGAAAAAAAAAACUGAUGUAAGAUUUUGUAAAUAUUCCUUUGUAUCUGAGUAUUAAA
Uloborus diversus is the source of this 3008-nucleotide messenger RNA. RefSeq lists its product as uncharacterized. Lineage: Eukaryota; Metazoa; Arthropoda; Arachnida; Araneae; Uloboridae. The transcript is spliced from 9 exons. The record is from RefSeq and is a predicted model, not a curated record. Gene Ontology annotation, molecular function: nucleic acid binding. The coding region runs from base 76 to 2943 and encodes 955 amino acids.